This is a messenger RNA of Vespula vulgaris, 2145 nucleotides long. RefSeq names its product 50S ribosomal protein L1 (gene mRpL1). Bases 1013 to 2116 code for a protein of 367 amino acids. The record is from RefSeq and is a predicted model, not a curated record. NCBI's taxonomy places the organism in Eukaryota, Metazoa, Arthropoda, Insecta, Hymenoptera, Vespidae. The transcript has 8 exons.
AUCCAGAUUUCUCUAAAAUUUCAAUUAAUCGUUUAAAUAAUACCGCGUUUGUUUAAAUGCAUGGCUAUUAAGAGACAAUGUAUAUAUUAAAUGAUUUAACAUUUUUAAAUCUCGUUACGUAUAGACUUUAAAUGCGAAAUCAUUCAUCGGUGAUGUAAACAAUAACAAAUGUGUGUAACGCGGACGACUUUGUUAAGCUGUCAAGUCAGUCAUCUGUUGGAAUCCGACGAGUAAACAUCGUAGCUCUCUUACCUCGCGUUCGUCCGUAUAAUUAUUGAAUUCUUUCAAUUGUUUUACAAUUAUUUAUAUACGUUCUGUAUUGUUGCAUUAUCUCAAUCAAUUCAGAAUUAACGUUUACGAUUGAAAUAUUUCGUUAUCAAUCGUAAUAAAUUAUUAAUUGAAUUAAUGAUUAACGAAUAAAACAUUUGUUUAUCUUAUCCUUACUAAGGUCUUUCGUCCUUCUUAAUUAUUAUAACGAUUUAUAACAACGAGUAUUGGCGUAAUUCUUAAACGAUUUUAAUAAACAAAGUCUCAUUUUAAAGAUGAAGGAUAAAGAGAGAAUUUUUGAAGAAGGUUUAUUUACUUUCUUCUUUGUCUUUUUUAAAAAAAAAGAAGUGUUAAAAAAUGACGUUCUUUCGGCAAUAGUCUACGCAUAAAAAUAAAGCUGUUUAAAAAAUUCGAAAAAAUUUGAUAUAUUAUUUACUUUUACUAAAUGUAAAAAUUUCUGUCGCACACUCGAUUGUUAUUAUGCGUGAAAGGAGUAUAACCUAACAAACUUAAAUACGCAUAGUGUAUAAUAGGCGUAUAGUGGGGAUGGUGUUUCUUUAUUGUGUUCAAAAUUUGAGUGAAAUAAAAAUGUAAUUCUACAAAGUGAUUUGUCAAUGGUUUCCAUCGAGUGUUUACGAAGUAAUUGCCAUUGAUUUUAACUUUCAAAUUUCGAUAACAGAUAGCGCUUUGAUCACCGCGAAUUAGUCACGUGAUCACUCGUCAUUCUUAAUCGAAGAAAUAGAAAAUGGCGAUUACGUUUGUAGGAAGAUUAUUAAAUAAUCUUUGUGCAACACCCAAAUGCAACAUAGGAGUUGUUAACCAAUUCGUUGUACAAACACGUGAUUAUGCUGCAAGGAAAGGUACAAGAGCAAGAAGAGAAGCAAAGAAAGUUAAACGGAAAAUAGAAAAAAUUGAAAAACUUGGAUUCGUAGAACGAAAACUCAAAGAAAGCCAAGCCAAAUUAAAUAAAUCAAUAAUUAAAAGAAGGGUGGACGACGAUAAGUACAAAACAAUUCCAACCGAUAAUGUAUGGUUAUUAUGUCGUCAUCGCAAGAAAGUAUAUACCAUAGAAGAAGCGGUGCAAUGUCAUCGUGAAACACACCAUCCCACUCUAUUAAAUUGUCCUAAUUCUAAAGUCAAUGCAAAAAUUGAAUUGAAUUUAGAGACAGAGAAAAAAGGAAAGUUAAUUGGUGCUUUUACUCGAAUCAUAGAUUAUCCUCAUUGUUUUGGUCAUGAAGAGACCAGAAACAUAAUAGCCUUUUCUUCGAAACAACAAGUAAUCGAAAAAGCUUUGAAGGCAGGUGCUACCUUGGCUGGGGGAAAAGACCUUAUAAAGUCAAUUAAGGCAGGAGACUUGGCUUUACUCGAAUAUCAAUACUGUUUAGCAGAACCGGAUAUUUUAGCCGAUUUAAUAUUAAUUAGAGGUUUAUUGAAAAAGAAAUUUCCAACAUCCAAAGCAGGUACCUUAAGUCCCGACCUUGAGAAUUUAGUAAAGAAAUUUGUUUUGGGUAUCAAGUAUAAUGCCGUACCCGAAAAAUUGGAAAAAAAUUACGGUCUGAUCGAGUGUCCUAUCGGAACGCUUGAUAUGGAUAGUAAGCAUUUGGAAGAGAAUUUUGCUGCUCUUAUCAAUGACAUUAAUUCCGUCAAAUCUAAAAAACAUACUAAUUUUAUCAUAAGAACGCAGUUACUCAGUCCACCGACAAAGGAAUAUUUUAUAGUAGAUUUUACUCAAUAUCUGCCAAAAGAAAUUCCUAAAAAGGAUCAGACAGUGGAGGAGGGAUUGAUGGGGAACGAAGAAGAAGAAGAAGAAGAAGAAGACAUCUCGCAUGCUGUCAUACCGUCUCAAUAGUUAUAGAAUAUAAGCGUAAAUUUUCGAAA